CUCGUCAGCUGGAGAUGGCGGGAAAUGUUUUCGCGGGAAAGUUGGUGAAGCGAGCACUUUAAUCCGUCAUGUGGUCCUUGGGCCCUUGUUAAGAUUGCAAGCAUACAAACUCUUACUGCUAGAGGAGUGUGUAGCCUUCAGGGAUUUGCCAAAUUUCUUGCAUAGCUGUGCGCUACAAUCCCCUCGAAAUGUCGGUCAGAUAGAAUGGGCGGUGAAGUCGCUCGUAACUUCUCUUCGUGUGCUUUAGGUUAGGCGGGCUUGUAGGGUAACCUUUUCAGAACACUACUUCUUGACUCCACGAUGGAUUUGCUUUUCAGUCAGUCUGAACAGGCCUCCGAUCAGUCUCUGUUCUCGCAGAAAACGGACACGAUCUCAGAAGCGUACUCGACAAGCUCGCCAGCGGAUACACCAUCCAUCGGAGAGACCACGCAGAAACUCGUACACACCAGUCAAGCUUCGCAGCGCCUGAUCGACGAAACUACAGACGAACGCCUCCAGGUAAUCCCUGAAACGGAAGAGUCGUCUCCUCAAGAAGGCGGAUUAACGGAACCAUGCGUCCCCGAAAGCCCACAAUCUAAACUCCCGGACAGCGCUGCAUCCGAUGUUCAAAGAGACUUCGCUAUCGGCAGUGAGCGGGAGGGCGACAAAUCUACCGUCGAGAACAUCGCAAGAGAGGACACAGAGUGUCACGAAGUAAACGAUGAUAAUUCGGAUAUAAACGCUGAAGACUCUGAUAUUUAUUCCAAACGACGAAACAGUAAUACCUUGAUUGACGACGACGCAUCUAACCACAGCGUCGAAUUGCCUGGCAGCGCGCUAGGUGAGAGCACGCAUCAAAGGAGGAGGGUUCGAUUGCUGGACGAUUCGGACGACGAAGAUUCGCUGAGUGACUCGAAACUUCCCGAGUCGAUCAAGUCUCGUACCGACGUCCAACAAGAAGGAGACGGUGCCUUCCCUGACGCGUCGAAUCUAAACGAGGACAGUCUCGAAGUGCCACCGAGUGCGCCGGAGGAUGACACCGCUAAAAAACCUAGAAGGAUACGAGUACUAGACGACUCGGACGACGAAGACGACUCUACGAGCGAGCCCAAACCCCAGGGUGUCGAACCCGCGUCCAAUUCGGACGCUGUGCGCGGUGACGAAAGUGAAGCAGAGGCGGGACAGUCCCUCUUAGAAGCGUGCCGCCGGAUCUGUGACAGCUCAGACGACGAAGCAGUGGAUGAUGUCAGUAGGGACUCGAUUGGUGACGAUGAAAACACUAGCGGUCCUUGUGAACCCGAAAGGGACGGCGAGGCCACAGAAGACGUCCAAAAGAAAGAGAGAGGAGGUCGCAAGUCGGCCAAGAAAGCGAUGGAGGAACUCAAGCAAAUCUACAGCACGAGUCAAAGAAUGGCACGUGAAAGGCAAAUGUCACUGCCUUACCAUGAGCCAGAGAGGCUGAGCUUGAAGGAUUUUCUUCAGCAAAGACGGAGUGCUGGAUCGCAGUCUAGCUCAACCUGCAAGAAGGAAGAAGAAACUACUGCUACACCGAUUCCAAGUUCAGGCAGCAGCAAGGACCCGCUGCUUGACGACUUGCCGGCAGUCCUCGAUACACCCAACAGUGCAGAUGAUGAGAAAUGUUCCGGGGAACCCGUGAUGACAGAGACGACGCCUGCUGAGACACCGCCUGCUGAAAAACAGCCUGUCGAGAGCAGCUCACUGUCAAGUGGCAGUGAGAGAGUACAGUUGCUACAUUUGUCGGCCAGACGACGACGGAACUUGGAAGCCAUCGCUGCCGGCGUAGUGCCCCGUCUGAGCCAGGAACCUGUGAUUCUCCUGGCAGACGACAGCAAUGACCAUCCGAAGGGCGUUGAUCAUUUGCUGGAACGGCUGGUGAAACAUGCCAAGGUGGAUGACGCUAAGAAAAAGAAAGAGUCUAUCAAAGCAACUGCCAUCGUGGUACCUGGAAUUAUAGAGGAGUGCCCAAUUUCACAGAAAGGUGUAAGCCAACUCUCUGUCCUGAAGGAGAGGCUCUUGACCAAAGUUCGAGAGCAGCGCAACCGUUCUCGGGAGCAACGCUACCUACAGCAAUGUCUCAACAACGAAGAACUUCUGCCCGACGCAAUUCAGCCAGAUGACGCACCGAAGUCUCCACUGGCACUCGCUGAUGAAUUUGAAGAAGAGAAUGACUUCUCUGAUAACGACACGUCAUCUGGUGGGGAAGAAGAGAAAGAAGAAGAUGGGAACAACUCGGACGAUGACGACGUGGUUCUCAAGCACAAAAAGCGGGCAAAGAGAAUAAACCCACUCUCCGACGAUGAAGAUCCAGAAGAUGCCGAAGAGACUAAAAAGACUUUAGUGGGAAUCGUUGAAGAUGAAGACGAGGACUCCAUCGGAGAGCUCCAUUUGGAGAUGCCUGCCUUUCUCGACACCGAGGAUAACCUCGACCAGCCGGAAAUGGGUGAUGAGACUGGUGCUGAAAGCUUCUUGGAUUCCUCGCAAGUUGCAAACAGUCAGAGCAAUGCACGAACACCGCUGAUUCAGAAAAGCAGGGCAGUACGCGGUUUUCAGUGUGACGAAGCGGAGCUGUUCAGCCCCCUCACGGGGCUUCCUAGGACACAGUCAAAAAUGAAUACUCCGCAGCAGGGAAGUGCUUCGGCAUCAAGCAGCUUUCAAGAGAGUCCCAUGGGCUCAAGUAUUUCACGACCACUGUCCCUGGCCUUUUCUCCCUUGGCUGGAACUGCUGGGGCUUUGACAGCUUGCAGGUCUCUACGAAGGCAGUUUUCAGAGGACUGUGCCAAACCCUGGGAAGGUGGGACGCCUGCCCCGGUUAAUCCGUCACAAGACAUGGAUGAGCUGGUUGGAUUGUGUUCUGGAAGCUUUGGAGCCCGUGCUCAAGCUGAUAAGGUUGAAGAAAAGGAAGAGGACGAUGAAGAUAUGCCUGUAGCCACCCUCGAUGAACCAGAUGAGGACGUAAACGAAAGUGAUGAUGAACCAGAUGACGAUGUUGUUAACGACAGUGCCGGCGAACCAGAUGAGGACGACGUUGAAAAUGACAGUGAGGUUGAAAGCACUCCUGCUGCAAAAGAAGAGGCACCUGCGCUCAAACUGCAGGACUUUUUUGAGGACGAGGCUGAGCUUUCCGGAAGUGACGUCGGAAGCGACGGCGAGGACGAGGACGAUGAAGAGGGCGUGCUGGCCGACCUCAUAGCCGCCGAGAACGGGAAAGAGGAUGACGACAAGAUCCGGGAAGAGAUCGGCCGCUUCCACUUCAAGCAGCUCCUCGACGAAGACAAGCGCGAGUUGAAGAUCUACCAGGAGCUGCUCUUGGAAGACGGUGACCUCCACUCCGAUGGUGCGGGGCGUCAGCGACAGUUCCGUUGGCGAAACUCAGGCACUGAUGAUCUGGACCAGCAGCCUGGCUCCGAAGGUGAAGAGGAGGCUCAGAACGAGACCGAGCAAGAGGCAGACACGACGUGGCGCCUGCAGCGCUUGGAGCGAAGGCGCUGGCUUCAAGAACAGGAGUCGUCGCAGAAUCCAGAGACUCAUGACAGUGCAUCUUUCUCCGAGCAGGAAUCAUUGCUAAAAGCCCCCGCAGUGAUAGCAAGGCAGGACUCGUUCAGCAAUAAACCAGCAGCCAAGAAAAGGGCAAUGUGUGGCUCCUUCCUGAAGCUUGAUUCAGGAGUUCUCGGUCGCAUCGCCGAGCGCAUCAAGGUCGCUCCUCCGACCGAGGUCGAAGGUUCGGUGACCACAAAAAAUUUCGUCUUCAGAGCUGCCGAAGAGAAACCUCAGAAAAAGAGGCCAUCUGUUAGCCAGCCCAGCAAGGAAUCGAAGAAACCAAAGCUAGUGGAGCUGUCUGAGAAGAAAGAGUUGAAGAUCAGCGUCUUCAACUUCAUGUAGAAAUUUAAGCGCGUCAUAUCAAGCGAGGCUUUUGUAUAUUGUGACUUAUGUUAAAUAAACAUAUUUAUUUUA
Messenger RNA from Rhipicephalus sanguineus (brown dog tick), 3951 nucleotides. RefSeq names its product claspin. The transcript has 18 exons. Gene Ontology annotation, molecular function: anaphase-promoting complex binding. Gene Ontology annotation, biological process: mitotic G2 DNA damage checkpoint signaling; mitotic DNA replication checkpoint signaling; activation of protein kinase activity. The coding region runs from base 301 to 3879 and encodes 1192 amino acids. The record is from RefSeq and is a predicted model, not a curated record. Lineage: Eukaryota; Metazoa; Arthropoda; Arachnida; Ixodida; Ixodidae.